AUGACUACGAAACCGCCAUGGAUGCUGGAUCUUGAAGGCCAAUACGACACAUACGACGACAUCUUCUCCUUUGACCAUCCAGAAGACGCUGUCGUAGAAAGAACUGAGGAGGCGCUUCGUACGUCUCCAGCCCGAUUUCUCAGCGAUAUGAGGAUCCUAUUCCGUAAUCGCGUUCGGUGUGGCACGAACCGAGAGCUAUGGGCCCACGUGGCCGCAUUGGACCUGUUCUUCAAGGAUAAUGGCCUGAACGAUGCUCUGGUUGAAUUGCUCAGCGAUGGAGACAUGUUCGACGAGCAUCCGCGAUAUAUUCAUAUACUACUCUGCGUGAUCAAGGAGGUGGUAGAUCUCAACACGAACGAAGUAUGCCAGCACAAGGACUACGACCCUUCGGCCGCCUUCCGCGGCUAUCAAGUCGUCAGCGUUGACUCCAGGAUCGCGCAGAUGUUGGCAGACAUGUGCUGCGCACUUUGGACGCAUAAAGACCAGAUGAUAGACAGGCAUACCAACGAUCAGUUUUUCGAACGAAGUGCGAAGCGUCUAUGCUACCACUUCUGGGACAUGACAAUCGGGUUUCGGUGGUCGAUUGUUCUCAACAGCCCCGGCUUCCACCGAGAAGGCCUGCUAGCAUUCCGUCGACUCCUGAUCCUCCUAUGGAUGCGCGAGUCACAAGCGGAUGAACCAACGUAUGAACUCCUGCUCUUGAUCCUCGGCGAAACGUUCUACAUAGAGCAUCCGCUGAAUCUGGACGUCAUGGGAGAUGCCGCUGUCGCCUUUCUGAAGAAGGAACUCUGCGACUGUUAUGAGCCGGCGGCUAUCCUAGAGCGAUUGGGCGGCACAUUCCGAUUCCGCGCGCCGGAUGAGUUUGAGGGGCAGAUGGCGCCGAAGAUUCUGUGGCUGGCUCAGAUCAUCCUCAUUCAACCUUGCGUCUUUCCGUACAUAGGGUCUAGUCGUGUGUUCGAGCAUAUGAUUGCUGCUAUCGACGAACACGCCGCGAGUACUGCUGUGGCGAGGGUGGGCUGGAAGUCACGGCGGUAUCUUCUGACCACUGUUGGGUCUGUCACGGGAGAAGCACCGUUCUCUCAAGGCGCAGAUCCGCUCAUUCGGCAGGGUGUCGUACGUCUGCUGGCUCGAUCUGCGAUGGACGCCGCGUACUCCUCAAACAUCUCGGCCACCGACAAUCAGAUGAGUUGGGACGUAUGGGUUGAUGCCGUCAAUCAAUACAUCGCAAUGAGCGGGGUGUUGCACUUCCGUCAGCAGACUGCACCGAAUAAGGACAACAAACCGAAGCGAUCCACGCUGCUCAAGCUCUUUGAGAAGGAGAUGCGCACGUUCUGGUACCCGACGCUUUUCGCUCUGCGCGCUGUACCGCAUUCAGAGCAGAAAGCGGCUUUGGUAGACGGGUGGUUCGACUUUGGGCGGUUGAUGGGGCUUGUAGAGAGCGAUGAGAGGGCGGUGUUCGAGCGGGAGAGGAAAAUGUAUUGCUCGUGGCGUGCGUGCGAGUAUCAUGUGCGUAAGGCGCAGAGUGGGAUGCGAGUGUGCGCGGGGUGCGGAGAGGUCAGGUAUUGCAGUAGACCAUGUCAGCAGAAAGAUUGGAAGGAGGGCAAACACAAAGACGUUUGCAAGAGGUUGAAAGAUGCGCCACACGUGCCACGCGCCACGACGUGA
Molecule: messenger RNA, 1665 nt
Organism: Peniophora sp. CBMAI 1063
Lineage: Eukaryota; Fungi; Basidiomycota; Agaricomycetes; Russulales; Peniophoraceae
Source: the annotation of a GenBank genome assembly